Aureobasidium subglaciale EXF-2481 is the source of this 1863-nucleotide messenger RNA. RefSeq lists its product as uncharacterized. NCBI's taxonomy places the organism in Eukaryota, Fungi, Ascomycota, Dothideomycetes, Dothideales, Saccotheciaceae. Gene Ontology annotation, biological process: arachidonate metabolic process. The record is from RefSeq and is a predicted model, not a curated record. Gene Ontology annotation, cellular component: membrane. The transcript has 3 exons. The coding region runs from base 225 to 1538 and encodes 437 amino acids.
UCCUGACAUUCGGUACGUUGUGAUAACGACGGCUCGACCUCUGGCUGUGUCUGUAAUAACACUUUUGUACCUCAGACGGCGGCGGCACUCGAGGUUACGCAUCACUUCUGAUUGUACGCCAGCUCUUGCGUAAAAUACGCGACGUCGAGAGUCAGUUCGAUGAUCAAGUUGGGCAGUCGCCUGAUGAUGACGAACUGCCCUUACCAUGCGACUACUUCAACUUCAUGUUCGGGACCUCCACAGGCGGGAUCAUUUCCAUCAUGCUUGGUAGACUUCGCAUGAGCAUCGAAGAUUGCAUAGCCGUCUACGCUGAGCUUAGCAGUCGAAUAUUUGCCAGGAAGAAACCUUUCUUUUUCGUAGGCCGAAACAAGUACGACCAUGUGGAGCUCGAGCGAUUGAUCAGGGAUGUUGUCGAGAGGCACGCACAACAACGAAAUGCAGAGGAGCCACGAUUAAGGGACCCUCUAAUCAUCAACGAGGAAGAUAAAUCAGCAACUGGGCGAGGCACACGAAGACCCAUCCCAUGUCGUGUGGGCGUUCUGGCGAUGCGAGAAGAUGGCACAAAUCACAAGUACGAAAACGUCCACAUGUUCCGAUCAUACCAAAAUCCUACCCAGCCCGGAGGCAGGAGUAGAAGCGGACGGAAAGCCCUCCUCCUGAAUCUUGACGUCCAGCAGAGUGCCAGUAUUUGCAAGAUAGCCCGUGCAACAUCCGCAGCGCCAACUUACUUUCGCCCAGUCACGAUUGAAGGUUUGAAAUAUAUCGAUGGGGGCGUGGAGGUCAACAAUCCCACACAACAUGCAUGGGCCGAAGCGGCCUCGAUGCACAAGAAUCAUCCAGCUGGACCGUGUCCGAAUUCAGCCUCUCAUAGCGGCAUCCGAUUCCUGGUAUCUGUUGGCACCGGACUGCAGGCCAGCCAACGAGUAGCAAGCGGAGGUCUUCUUCUUCUAAGGCUAAGCCUUCUCAAGAAAGGUGUCAAGUCCAUGACUGACCCUGAGAAGGCUCAUGAAUGGAUGACUGAGGCCGCAGACGCUAGUGUAUACUAUCGUUUCAACGUAGACAGAGGAAUGGAAGAUAUGAGACUGGAUGAAUGCCAGAUGCAUGGGAGCACGAACUACACACUCAAGGACAUUGCCGUGUCAGUACACGAGUAUGUCAACAAACCUGAAAUUGAACGACGGCUCAUACAGCUUGCCAGAGGAUUGGUGAACCAUCGCCGACAAACACGGGGGUACCCGUCUGCGAGACCAGAGCAUCCUACCAGGACGCAUCCGCUACCAAACGGCGUGACAGAACUAUCUGCUUCCUCACCACAGACAAUAGAAACAUAUCCUGCUUACGAGCUACCGCCCCAGAGCCCCCACAGUCCUCGAGAGCUACAAGAUAUGAGCCCCAGUCCAGCACGAGACACGACAUUGCAUCAAGGUACCAGACGACGUUCUGUACCAAUGCCCGCCCUCACCGUAGAUACCACUUCUGGAUUACGAAGCAGACGCCCAGCUGAGAACGAGGAUAACCAUCCUGACACGAAUCCAUGAAAUUUUCAUCACAUCCCUUCUUCGCUUUCUCGCUUUCUCGCACAUUGUGGACGCUUGGGAAUACCUUGUUCUACCUUGUUCUACCUUGAUCCUUUCUUGCAUUCUGGAACUGAUCACGAGUACUCUACUUUUGACCGGACAUCUGUUCAGCAUCAGUUCUUUCCUUCUCACAUCGUCCUUCUUGUCCCGUGUCGUCCUUUCCGCUUUUCUGACAUCGCUCUUACUUGUGAUUCUCCGGUAAUAGAGGCCACGAGGGUCCGAGGUAGAGAAGAAUAGAGAUCAAUUUUCUCUUGCAUGUUACCUUAGAGAGAGCCUUGGAACAUUC